Messenger RNA from Trifolium pratense (red clover), 1799 nucleotides. RefSeq names its product cytochrome P450 94C1-like. The record is from RefSeq and is a predicted model, not a curated record. Gene Ontology annotation, molecular function: heme binding; oxidoreductase activity, acting on paired donors, with incorporation or reduction of molecular oxygen; iron ion binding. Lineage: Eukaryota; Viridiplantae; Streptophyta; Magnoliopsida; Fabales; Fabaceae. The transcript has a single exon. Bases 83 to 1636 code for a protein of 517 amino acids.
UCUUCAUCCAUAUCCAUAUUCACUAUAGUAGUAUUCUCUUCUCUUUUUAUCAUCUUUAUUUUUUAUCUUUAAUUUUCCUUCAAUGGAUCAACUUUAUCCUAUAGCUACUAAUGCUUCUCUAGUUUUUUCACUCAUCACUUUGAUCAUCGCCUUAAUAUUAAUAAUUUUUUUUAGUACAACUUUUUCAUCUCUCACAUGUUUUCACAAAUUUAUGAGUAGUAGUGUCUUUUGUAAUUGUGAAAUUUGCCAAGCUUAUCUCACUUCAAGUUGGUCAAAAGAUUUCAACAAUCUUUGUGAUUGGUAUACUCAUCUCCUAAAAAAAUCACCAACAAAAACCAUUCAUAUACACGUCCUACAAAACAUAAUCACCGCAAAUCAUGAAAACGUUGAGUACAUACUCAAAACAAAAUUCGAAAACUACCCAAAAGGAAAACCCUUUUCAACAAUCCUAGGUGAUUUUCUUGGUCGUGGUAUUUUCAACGUGGAUGGCGAUUUAUGGAAAUUUCAAAAGAAGAUGGUAAGUUUAGAGCUCAAUAAACACUCCAUAAGAUCUUUUGCCUUUGAAGUUGUAAACAAUGAAAUCCAACUUCGUCUCAUCCCUCUACUUCAAAUCCAAAGCGAAGUCGCUUUGGAUUUACAAGACGUUUUCAAAAGAUUUUCUUUUGAUAGUAUUUGUAGAUUUUCUUUUGGUUUAGACCCUAAGUGUUUAGAAAAAUCCUUACCCAUGUCAGAUUUCGCUAUUUCAUUCGAUUUAGCAUCAAAAUUAUCCGCGGAAAGAGCUAUGGUUGUGUCACCAAUAAUUUGGAAGAUCAAAAGAUUUUUCAACAUGGGUAGUGAAAAAGAGCUCAAAAAAAGUAUAACCAUGAUUAAUAUGUUAGCCAAAGUUGUUAUAAAGCAAAAAAGAAAAAUGGGAUUACAAGAUCACAAAGAUUUGUUAUCAAGAUUCAUGAGUACUACAAUUCAUGAUGACAUGUUUCUUAGAGACAUAGUCAUAAGUUUCUUAUUGGCCGGUCGCGACACCGUCGCAUCAUCACUCACAAGUUUCUUUUGGCUGUUAGCGAAAAAUCCGGAAGUUGAGUCAGAAAUUUUGUUAGAGGCAGAAAGAGUAAUUGGACCAUAUGAUAAAAAUAAUAAUAAUAACUUAGGUGUGACAAAUUUUGAACAACUUAGUAAAUUGCAUUAUUUACAUGCAGCAGCACAUGAAAGUAUGAGACUUUAUCCACCAAUCCAAUUUGAUUCAAAGUUUUGUUUGGUGGAUGAUGUUUUAAUGGAUGGUACAAAAGUGAAGAAUGGUACUAGGGUUACAUAUCAUCCAUAUGCAAUGGGUAGGUUAGAGGAAUUGUGGGGUCAAGAUUGUUUAGAGUUUAAGCCACAAAGGUGGUUGAAAGAUGGUAUUUUUCAACCUCAAAAUCAAUUCAAGUACCCUAUUUUUCAAGCUGGAUUAAGGGUUUGUAUUGGUAAAGAAAUGGCUUUAAUGGAACUUAAAAGUGUGGCAAUUUGUUUACUUAGAAAGUUUCAUAUUGAAUUGGCAGAUACUCCAAUGUUUCAUGGUAAUCAUCCGAGAUUCUCUCCUGGACUCACUGCCACUUUUGCUUUUGGUCUUCCUGUGUUUGUUCAUGAAAGAGGAACCAAUUAAUAAAGUGCAAUAGUACUAUGUAUUGUGUGUAUAUAUGAAGCUUGUCCUUAUGCAAACAACCAAAAUUUGUAGUAGUAUGUAAGAUGUUAGAUAUGGGAACUUCAUAUGUGUGUAUGGUCCAUAUUGUUUGAAGAUUAAUUAUGUGAGAUAAUAUUGCAAUUUA